AUGGAUGAAGAAUUUUUGGCUUUACUCAUAUAUGUUGAUGAUGUGAUAGUUACAGGCACUUCCAUAACUGCUAUUACUUCUGUCAAAAAGGCACUUCAUGAUAAGUUCACAAUUAAAGAUCUUGGUCCCCUUAAGUAUUUCCCUGGUCUUGAAGUGGCGCGUUCAGAUUCGGGCAUUAUUGUCAGUCAAAGAAAAUUUAUUUUGGAUCUAAUUCAAGACACUGGUUUGUCUAAUGCCAAAGCUGUUACUAGUCCUUUGCCUAUUGCCUUGCAUCUUUCUCCUGACACAGGGGAUCUUUUGCCUAAUCCGAAUCAGUAUAGAAGAUUGGUGGGACGCCUAUUGUAUGUUAAUCUUACCAGGCCAGAUAUCAGCUAUGCGGUUCAACACCUUAGUCAGUUUAUGUCUGCUCCUCGAAUGCCUCAUUGGAUAGCAGCUCUUCAUGUUGUCAAAUACCUAAAGUCUUGUCCCUCUAAAGGUUUAUUUUUUCCUGUCUCUAACGAUAUUCAAUUGUCCGCUUUUUGUGAUACGGAUUGGGCUUCCAGCACAUUUAGUAGAAAGUCAUUAACUGGCUAUUGUGUAUUCUUUUGGGGUGCCUUUAUUUAUUGGAAAACUAAGAAGCAGGCCACUGUUUCCAAAUCAUCUGCUGAGGCGGAGUAUCGUGCCAUGGCUGCUACUGUGUGUGAGCUCUUGUGGAUCACUUAUGUGCUUCGUGAUCUUCAAGUUUCUGUUAUGCUUCCCAUCCCUCUCUACUGUGACAAUAAGGCAGCAUUACACAUUGCUAGUAAUCCAGUCUUCCAUGAGCGCACCAAGCAUUUGGAGAUAGAUUGCCAUAACGAGAUCAAUUACAAAAGGGCUUUGUGA
Molecule: messenger RNA, 861 nt
Organism: Hevea brasiliensis (rubber tree)
Lineage: Eukaryota; Viridiplantae; Streptophyta; Magnoliopsida; Malpighiales; Euphorbiaceae
Exons: 1
Coding region: 1-861 (286 amino acids)
Source: RefSeq, a predicted model, not a curated record